Mucor velutinosus is the source of this 1440-nucleotide messenger RNA. RefSeq lists its product as uncharacterized. The record is from RefSeq and is a predicted model, not a curated record. Gene Ontology annotation, biological process: RNA methylation. Gene Ontology annotation, molecular function: RNA methyltransferase activity. The transcript has 3 exons. Bases 1 to 1440 code for a protein of 479 amino acids. Lineage: Eukaryota; Fungi; Mucoromycota; Mucoromycetes; Mucorales; Mucoraceae.
AUGCUUCUAGCACAUUACCAUCUGUCAGCAAGUCUGUCUUGCUGCAGUCGUGAUAGCCAUGCAAGCCAGGGCAUCCGUCUUGAUUGUUCCCGUGCGAAUAGCGUUGUGGAUGUGUCCAAUGUCCAAUGGCCAUCCGUCUCAAAUGUCUUAUCUGAGACAGAAAGUCAGUUCAACCAAGCCAAAAAAAUUUGCCAUCCUUCUUCUUCGAAUACCAUACAAACUAGCAUGUCCAACAGCAACAACGAUGAGGACACCGAUCAGCUUGAGUUGAUGGGCGCCUCCAACGACAGUAAUGCCACCCAAUUUGAUAUUACAAAACUACCUGAUUCGUUCCAAAAAUUCCUCAAGGACAAUUCAAUUGAUCCUCAAAUCUACACUGUUGCAAAACUACCUCGAUACAUUAGAACCAAUACACAUCUGCCUGCUGAUAAAAGACCUAGCUUGCAAGAUCUCAAGACUCAAUUCCAGACAGACAAGGUGUAUGCGGUAGAUGGGCUGGCUCACUUUUUUAGUGUACAGCUGGAUGAGACUACUCAACGUAUAUCAGAUGUUCCUGCCUACAAGAAGCAUGCGAUAUUCGGUAUUGAUCUCAGUUCAGCCAUUGCAGUUGAAGCUUUAGAGGUACAAAAAGACGACCAAGUGUUGGAUCUAUGUUGCGCACCGGGGGCCAAGCUGUGUAUGAUUGCCAACCUAUUAGGACGAGAUGGAUUAGGCACAGUGACAGGCGUUGAUCUAGCAGGUCAUCGCUUAGCAACAUGUCGAUCGCUACUGAAAAAGUACAAGGUGGGCGAAAAAGUGAGGUUGUUUGAAGCAGAUGGCACCGCAUUUGGCGUGCCACCUCCCUCUCGCUUAGGAGGCAGAAUGAUCCACAACAAAAAUGUAGACGAAAAAGACAUGACGACCAGAAAACGACAAAAGUUGGAUUUAGUGAAACCAUUCUGGGCAUCUCGCUUGCUUCGAUUCGAUAACCAAACACCCUCUCUGACCAAUGCGUUGUACGACAAAGUGCUUGUGGAUGCCGAGUGUACGCAUGAUGGAAGCAUAGCGCAUAUCUUGAAAUACGAGAAAUGGGGAUGGGACACAUUUGAAAAGAACUUUAUGGACCCUCAUAGAAUAGACACCAUAGCAGAACUACAGUGCAACUUGAUGAAACAAGGCUGGCAUAUGCUGAAGCCAGGCGGGAUCAUGAUAUACAGCACCUGCUCGCUCUCGAUUCGACAAAAUGAAGACAAUGUCGCUUGGUUUUUAAAUGAAUUCAAAGACGCACAAUUAGAAAAGAUACCCAGUUUCAACAUUCCACCAGCCGAGAUCAAGCAGCAACAAUUUCAUCCCGCUUUGCAAGGUGACAUUGAAGCGAAUUGUCUUCGAUUUGAUCCCAUUUCAAGCAACACGAGUGGAUUCUUUGUAGCUCGUUUCGUUAAAGCUGCUUUAUUUACAUAA